Fusarium venenatum is the source of this 180-nucleotide messenger RNA. The record is from RefSeq and is a predicted model, not a curated record. Lineage: Eukaryota; Fungi; Ascomycota; Sordariomycetes; Hypocreales; Nectriaceae.
AUGGGCAUUCUUUCAGAAUUUGCCUUGUCCCCAGCGACCGAUCACGAGUUGACAACUAGCCUUUCUACUGUGCCAAGAUCUCAGAGGGGGGACGAGGCGGCUGGCCUGUCCGACCCUCAUUUCCUUGCUUUGGAGGACGUUCUCGGUGUUGGAGUCGCUUCGAGUACUCUGCCCCGUUGA